GCAGAGCAAAGAGGCUGGGACUUCUUUAGUGGUGCAAAUAUUUAAUUUCUCUCACCAGUAUAAGAAGCGUUGACAUAUGUUUGCUAAUCAAAUAAGCUCGUUCCAGUGAAACCAGUGGCACUACCCUGAUUUUUUUUUAAUCAACAGUCAACUGAAUCUGUUAUUCUAGAAUGUAGUAUAAAGUAAACUCAGAAAACAGCAGUUUCUUCAACAAGGCCACAGAAAAGGCUUUCAUAGCUACGCCUUUAACAAGGUAAAGGGCUCAGGUCAAAAGCAGUGCCUUGGCUUUCUGGUGUCAUGUGACUAAUUGCACUUCAGCCAGCCACAUCACUGUAUGAAUUGCUUUCCAGAUAAGUAAAGACAUAAAUCUUCCAUAGAAAGGUGUAUUCUCUGUCAGGUUGGGAAGAAGUCAUCCCUGAUACUUCUUCGUUACUGCAAACAAUCAUGGCAUUUAACGGCACUUGGAAAGUAGAAAAGAGUGAAAAUUAUGAGAAGUUCAUGGAGGUGAUGGGAAUCAGUUUAGUGAAGAGAAAGCUAGGAGCCCAUGAUAACCUGAAGCUCAUUUUCCAACAAGAAGGCAACACGUUCACUAUCAAAGAAUCAAGCAAUUUCCGCACCAUAGAGAUAGUGUUCACAUUGGGAGUAGAUUUUGACUACAGUUUAGCUGAUGGAACUGAGCUCCACGGUAACUGGAUCAUAGAAGAUGGUAAACUUGUAGGCACGUUCAGAAGGAAAGAUAAUGGAAAUGAACUUAAGGCUUUCAGAGAAAUCAUUGGAGAGGAACUGGUUCAGACUUACAUCUAUGAAGGUGUCUCAGCUAAGAGAAUCUUCAAGAGAGCUUGAACAGGAUUGAAAUAUGAUGGAUGAAUCACUGUACAUAUGGCAACUGGGCUUGUUACAGCAAGCACAUAGUAACUGUACAACUGUACAACUGAGACCUAUUUAUCUUCUAACUCAUGUCUGUUUAGAUAAUAAUGUUAUUAAGAGCUGGAAAGAAUACUAGUCUUCAUCAUGGAAAUAAACAAACUUGGUUUCUA
Molecule: messenger RNA, 1037 nt
Organism: Heteronotia binoei (common prickly gecko)
Lineage: Eukaryota; Metazoa; Chordata; Lepidosauria; Squamata; Gekkonidae
Gene: FABP2
Product: fatty acid binding protein 2
Exons: 4
Coding region: 445-843 (132 amino acids)
Biological process (GO): fatty acid transport
Cellular component (GO): cytosol; nucleus
Molecular function (GO): fatty acid binding
Source: RefSeq, a predicted model, not a curated record